GAAAAAAGGCGAAAGAAAAGGGUAGACGCAAUCAUGUCGACACAAUCACCCACCACACAAACAUCUGAAGAUCCCACUUCCUCUCACAGUCAGCCCUCGGUCACCCCGUCCGAAGCAGAGCUCACCACCGAACUACGCUCCCUCCGUCAUACCAACCCUAAAACGGGUGCAGCCAAACUCCUACUCCUACUCAAACAGAAACAACCCACAUGGUCUGUUUCGGAAAAGCGGGUGAAAAAGGUGUUGAAAGACCAGGGGUUGAUGGUUGUCGAAGAGCCGUCAUCGGUACACCCGAGUGAGGAGAGUGGUCACCAAGAAGAGGGUUCAUCAACAUCAUUAGGUACACAGGCUAUCAAUACCGGCGGAGGUACUUCUAGUAGCUCAAAAAAGAAGAAGAGCAAGUCGGCGGUGGGUGGAGGGUCGAGCUUGCGAUAUGAACAUCCCGUUUCGGCUACGACGGAUGCGGUGGAUCCCCACAAGUGGUCAAAUAGAGUGGACGUCAAG
Messenger RNA from Acaulospora colombiana, 504 nucleotides. The record is from the annotation of a GenBank genome assembly. Lineage: Eukaryota; Fungi; Glomeromycota; Glomeromycetes; Diversisporales; Acaulosporaceae.